UAUCGCAUGACUUCUUUGCAGACGCUUUCAAAAUGCAACAUUGGUCAACAUCUCAAGCACAAGUGCAGAACAGGACAGUUAAAACUGAUGAUUUGCACAGAAAAAAUUUCAGGCAUACCUCAAUGGAAAUUUGCUGAUGGUUCCCCAACAUUGGGUGAGAUAUUCAACCCAGCCCGGGAUUGUCCUGACAUUGUUGAUCAAUUGCCUGAAGCAAAGGACGGAUUUUAUUGGAUUGUUUUGCCAAAUGGAACCAAACACAAGGUUUGGUGUGAUGUGCAUACGGAUGGUGGGGGAUUCACCUUGGUCGGAAAGAAAGAUAGCCCCCAAACCUGGACAGUUCCGUCAUCUUCGACUCCAGUUUACCCCCAAGGACCUCCACAAUGGUCAAGUGUUCUCGGUGACAUGAAAGUUCUAGAUUUUAGAGUACAAUUUUCGACAGAUAAAAGUUUCGAAGGAACAAAAGCUGACUGGCUGUACCGAUUAAGCGCAAAGCGAAUCCUGGGAAAUCUUUUUUCCGCUCAUAACAACAGUUGUCCAUAUCUUCAAGCUGGAAUUGGAAAUAUUUCAUUUGUUAAAGAUCUAAUGACUCAAAGUGUUGUGACUAAAAACUUCACAUGCUCAAAGUUUGGACCAGAUACUCAUCAAAAAUUGGGUUGGGGACGGAUGAAUUACUGUCUUCAAAAUGACUGCAAACAUGGUUAUGCAAUAUUUUCUGAUGCACUCGGAUUUCGAUACGAUAAAUUUGGGUCAUAUAGUUUCAGCGCAAUUUCACCCUAUUCUGGAAUGAAUCACGAUGCGACAGCAUUUAUUGGAUGUGAUCAAGACAAGUGUUGUGCGUGUUUUGGUCCCAAAGGUGGACUACGAAACUACUGUGGUCCUAAAUGUACUGCAAUUAAUGGUGGAAAAGUGAUAAAGAAUGCUUUUGCUUGGUUUUGGGUGAGAAACAGAAUGCCAAAGAGACUGUGGAAAAGAUGCAUGGAGUUUAUGAUGAAGAAUUCAGCUGGGAAAUCUGAAAUGUAUUUCAUUGAUUCGAAAACAGGCACGCCACACAAGGGGUCAUGCUCCGAACAUCUCAAUGCAUUUUUAAAUGAGGGAACAUUAACCGUGUCUGACAAGAAAAGUUUAGAAAAGACUCCAAAUGUUCCAGGCCUUCUAUCUUACCGUAAAGAUGAUAAACAAAUUUAUGUCAAUCAGGGAUCAAAGUGGCAAGCAUUGAGUAAAAAGAAAGAGGUCAUCCAAUUGAACAAAGCGCUCAAAUUUGAAACACGGUCUUUAAAAAAGGAAAUAAAUAUGCUUGAAAAGAAAAUUCAAAAACUUAAAGACAAAGAUCAAGAAAUUCUAAGCCGCAUUGAUGUAUUGUACCUACCAACAACCUGUUCAGGCGUGAAAACACGGCUGCCAUCGUCAAAAAGUGGAAAAUAUUUUAUAAAUCCAAAAAAUCAGGGACUUUCAACUAAAAUUCAAGUGCAUUGUGACAUGACCUCAAAGAAUGGUGUUGGCGUUACUGAAAUCGGACAUGACAGUGAAACAAGUAUCAAGGUGGAUGGUUACGAAGUGCAUGGUUCAUACCGCAGAAAAAUUAAGUACGACAUCGCCAUGGAUCAGAUUGCCGCAAUUAUUUCCCGAUCCACACGUUGCGAGCAAUUUGUUAAGUAUAAGUGCUACAACGCUGGUUUUUGGUUUAGCGCACCAGCGUCUUGGUGGGUAUCACGACAAGGAUCGCAAAUGAAGUAUUGGGGAGGAGCAAGUCCAAACAGUGGAAAAUGCGCUUGUGGAAUGACCAACAGUUGUUUAGAUCGAAGCCAAGGAUGUAAUUGUGAUCAAAAUAACAAUGUUUGGAGUGAGGACAGUGGCUAUCUGACAGACAAGAACACACUCCCGGUAACGGAAGUAAGAUUCGGAGAUACUGGCACUUAUAUUGGAAAUCCAGAGUACGGCUACCACACGAUAGGAAAACUUCGGUGUUGGAAGUAAUUGAAAUAUUACUAUUUUCUUGUUAUUCUUAAGCUUAUAUACCCGUAUAUAGUCACCGACCACCAGAGUUUAGUUCAUAAAGCAGUAUAUACUUAUUCACUUCGAUUAAUGGAAUAUACUGCAUAUAGUAAAGUAGUUUAUAUAAGUAGCUUAAUCGUUUCCAUGUGAAAGCAUACGAUUAGACCUAGUUUUCGAUCAAAAGCAUUAACACAUCUUUUAAAGAUCUCUUCUGUCAGUAUAACUUGGAAUACAUAAUAGAGUUUCCCAAACAUUUUUUCCUCAAUAUUGAUUUUUUGGAUGUCUAUAACGUG
Messenger RNA from Dendronephthya gigantea, 2285 nucleotides. RefSeq lists its product as uncharacterized. The coding region runs from base 7 to 1974 and encodes 655 amino acids. Gene Ontology annotation, molecular function: oligosaccharide binding. Lineage: Eukaryota; Metazoa; Cnidaria; Anthozoa; Malacalcyonacea; Nephtheidae. The record is from RefSeq and is a predicted model, not a curated record. The transcript is spliced from 12 exons.